AUGGCGUCGAGGGUAGCACAGCCGCCGGCGCCACUAGCAAAGAUGCCCAACCGUGAGGACAUUGUCUCGACGGCAAUCCACAACUUCUGUACCUCGCAAAAGGCCGUCGGCUCGUCGUCAGGUCCUGCCAUGCACACGAACCAGCGCGGAGCACACCUUCUCGGAGAGGACCUGUAUCGAAAGCUGAUCGAGUACCUCCAAGCCCACCUCGACGGGCUUGUGGAGGAGUCCAAGUUCCACACGGACGAAGCCCUGCUGACCUUUUACAUCAAGCAGUGGAACCGCUACACGACCGCCGCCAAGUACAUCCAUCACCUGUUCCGCUACCUCAACAGGCACUGGGUCAAGCGUGAGAUUGACGAGGGCAAGAAGAGCAUUUACGACGUCUACACCCUGCAUCUGGUGCAGUGGCGCAGGGUCCUCUUCGAGAAGCUCUCGUCCAAGGUCAUGGACGCCGUCCUCAAGCUGGUGGAGAAGCAGAGGAUGGGCGAGACCAUCGAGCACAGCCAGAUAAAGCAGGUGGUGGAUUCCUUCGUCUCCCUCGGCCUCGACGAGAGCGACAGCUCCAAGUCGACCCUCGAUGUCUACCGCUUCCACUUCGAGCGACCCUUCCUGCAGGCGACCAGAGAAUUCUACCAGGCAGAGUCGAAGCAGUUCGUCGCCGAGAACAGCGUCGUCGAGUUCAUGAAGAAGGCCGAGGACCGCCUCGCGGAGGAGGAGGAGCGCGUCGGCAUGUACCUCCACCAGGACAUCGCCGUCCCCCUGAAGAAGGCCUGCAACCAGGCCCUGAUCGCCGACCACUCGGGCCUGCUCAGGGACGAGUUCCAGGUCCUGCUCGACAACGACCGCGAGGACGACAUGAAGCGCAUGUACAACCUCCUGGCGCGCAUCCCCGAGGGGCUCGACCCGCUCAGGGCCAAGUUCGAGGCCCACGUCAGGAACGCCGGUCUCGGCGCCGUCCAGAAGGUCCAGUCGGCCGAGGGCGACAAGCUCGAGCCCAAGGUCUACGUCGACGCCCUCCUCGAGGUCCAUACCCAGUACCACGGCCUGGUGAAGCGGGCCUUCGACGACGAGCCCGAGUUUACGCGGUCGCUCGACAACGCCUGCCGCGAGUUUGUCAACCGGAACGAGGUGUGCAAGUCUGGCUCUAGCAAGUCGCCCGAGCUGCUCGCCAAGUACACCGACGUGCUCCUGCGCAAGAGCAGCACCAGCAUCGAGGAGUCGGACCUGGAGCACACGCUCGGCCAGAUCAUGACCAUCUUCAAGUACAUCGAGGACAAGGACGUCUUCCAGAAGUUCUACUCGCGGAUGGUGGCCAGGCGGCUGGUGCACAGCAACUCGUCGUCGGACGAUGCCGAGAUGAGCAUGCUCGGCAAGCUCAAGGAGGCCUGCGGCUUCGAGUACACCAACAAGCUGCAGCGCAUGUAUCAGGACAUGGAGCUCUCCAAGGACCUCAACCGGGAGUUCAGGGCCCACCUGGACAACAACGACGUGGCGACGACGCUCGACUCCACCUUCUCCAUCCUGGGCACCGGCUUCUGGCCCCUGACCCCCCCCAGCACCAACUUCACGCCGCCGUUCGAGAUCCAGUCGGACAUUGAGCGCUUCACCCGCUUCUACAAGCACAAGCACGACGGCCGCAAGCUCACGUGGCUGUGGCACCUGUGCAAGGGCGAGAUCAAGGCGGGCUACUGCAAGAACAGCAAGACGCCCUACACCUUCCAGGUGUCCGUCUACCAGAUGGCCAUCCUCCUCCUCUUCAACGAGAAGGAGACCAACACGUACGACGACAUGCUGAGCGCCACCCAGCUGAGCAACGAGGUGCUCGACCAGGCCCUCGCCAUCAUCCUCAAGGCCAAGGUGCUCAUCGCGGCCGGCGCCGCCGCGGGGGAGAAGCCGGGGACCGUCAAGACGUUCAAGCUCAACUACGACUUCAAGCACAAGAAGAUCCGCGUCAACCUCAACCUCGGUGGCGUGAAGGAGUCGAAGCAGGAAGAGGCCGAGACCAACAAGACGAUCGAGGAGGACCGUAAGCUUGUGCUUCAGUCCGCCAUUGUACGCAUCAUGAAGGCCAGGAAGAAGAUGAAGCACUCCCAGCUAGUCAGCGAGACCAUCAACCAGAUCCGCUCUCGCUUCGUGCCCAAGGUCGGCGACAUCAAGAAGUGCAUCGAGAUCCUCCUCGACAAGGAGUACCUUGAACGUCUGGAGGACGAUGAGCUAGGGUAUCUGGCGUAG
Geosmithia morbida is the source of this 2235-nucleotide messenger RNA. RefSeq names its product cullin 1. The transcript has 4 exons. Gene Ontology annotation, biological process: SCF-dependent proteasomal ubiquitin-dependent protein catabolic process; protein ubiquitination. The record is from RefSeq and is a predicted model, not a curated record. Gene Ontology annotation, molecular function: ubiquitin protein ligase binding. Lineage: Eukaryota; Fungi; Ascomycota; Sordariomycetes; Hypocreales; Bionectriaceae. The coding region runs from base 1 to 2235 and encodes 744 amino acids. Gene Ontology annotation, cellular component: SCF ubiquitin ligase complex.